AUGAAAGCCAGAGGAGUAGAGAAUGAGACAGUGAUGGGCGUGGGCUCUUGGAUGAUCUCUUCCGUGAGCAUGAUGAUUCUCAACAAGCGUGCCAUUGACGCCUUUCCCCACGAGUGCACCUUGACAGCCAUGCAGAUGCUCUUCUCAGUUUGCGUGCUCCUUUGCGGUUUCCGCUACAUUCGCAUUGGCUCACUCAAGGAUGUCCUUCGCUGGUGUUUGGUCACGCCCUUCUUCUCGGGGAUGUUGCUCACCUCCAUGCUAGCGCUGAAGAAUGCUUCCAUGACGUUGGUGAUCGUGUUUCGCUGUCUGUCGCCCUUGCUCUCCCUUCCCAUUGAAGUCUUGUGCUAUCCACGGCCCUUGCGAUUGUCAGCGACCAGCUUUGCUGCCCUGCUGGGGAUGGUACUGGGCACCUGUCUCUAUGCGUCCCAACUGACCAAAGAGCCUAGGACCGCCGAUCGCCUGGUUCGGUUCGGUUGGGAGCGGUUGGAGCGAAAGUACGCAGCACCUGAAGUGGACGAUAGGCUGUAUGGGACAGUUCACUUCGUACUCCUUCCUUCCCCGUCACGGCACGUGUCAAAUCGCCUGAUGGAGCCGGUCGACAGCGACUCGGAGCCGUCCGAGGGCGCGCGGCGCUUCGGCGAGGACGUGGCACACCGGCUGAACGCCACGCGGACGCCGUUCGUCACAGGCAUCCUCGUGGAGGUGGCCUUCGCGUCGUUGAUGACGCGGUGGAUGGCGGAAAGCACACGAGAGAAGUCACCACUCUUCAACGUCUCGGAGGAGUUCAUUGUUCAAGCCUUGUGGACUGUCUUUGGAAUCUCGGUGCUGGGUCGUUGCUUGUGCUUGCUCUACUCACACCGAGCUAUUUUGCAUCGUCGCAGCGGGCGGGUGGUGACGAUCCUUUACAUGUUCUGCGGGACGACCCAGUGGCUCUUCAACUUGUCGGUUUAUUAUUUGGCCUAUGAUGCGGCCAGUUAUGUUGAGAGAAUCCAUCAUGUGCACGUGGGUCUCUCAAACACGCCGGUGUUCUUUGAGAACCACACCAGCCUCACAAACUGCCUCAUGAAAAACAGAUGGAGGUACGAGGCCUGUGACUUCGGCGUCUCCAGCAAUUGCAGCUUGCCCUAUGUGCCGCAGCACCACUAUGUCGUUGGGGACUGCGUCUCCUCCAUCGAAGUUCAAGGUCAAGCCUGCUGCAUCUCUGAGACAUUGAAGAUGGGUAAUCCUCGCAUGACGUUGCUGGGAGUCCGGUGUUCUGUGAGGUUGGUCUUUAUGAUCAUCAAAUGGCUGGCCAUUUUGUUGGUGGGUUGGGUCUUGCGCCAUGGCUACUUUGCCGGUGGCGUCGGCAGCACCGAAUUCACGCACGAUUCCUGGCUGGACAUCCUCGAUGCAGUGGUCUUCAGUGAAAACCUUUUGGAACCCUAUGUCCGUGGUCCAGCCUAUGGGAUCUCGAGCCUGGGGCGGCCUGAGCUGCGAAACGUUUGGCGCUUCCAUGCUGUGUAUGCAACAUUUGUUGUAGCCUUCCUUUCCUCCAUUUGGUCAUGCUUGAUCUACACUGCAUUGGUGCCUGUGAAAGAGGAAGAGGCCUUGCUGGAUGCAGAGCUUGCAGAAUUCCAGUCUACAGAAGAUGGACACCACGUGAUGGUCCAGCAGGAACUGUUCGAGGAAGAUGAAGAUGGGCGCAGCUAUGCUUGUCGUGAUCUUCUUUGCAGUGGUCCAGUUUUUCGUGUUGGCCGAGCUGUGUGUGCCCAGAAGGGUGCGUACAAGGUGCACUUCUUGGAUGACAUGGAGCCGGAGGAAGGCAUCUUUCAAUUGCACGAGUUACUGCCCGACCUCUCAAAGGAUGAGGAGCUUGGUCCUUGCUGCUCAGGUUGGUUGCAUUUGGAGGAGUUCCGACAGGGACGGAAUUCCUUUGAGCGCUUUGAGCGCAGGGCUCGAGUGAUCGACGCCGGGAGAUCUUUACUGUGCUUGCAGCUGCCCUUUCUGCUUUGGCGCCUUUUCUUGAAUUCCUUCCAAUUGGAUUUCCUCUCCUGGGGAGGUCGAACCAUGCUCAUCGGCAAGAACUUCAUUUGGAGCCUCAUGGCGCUCACCAAGAUCUUGAGCUGCGGCCGGGCGGAGGCCACAGCUUGUGGUUGGCAGCCCAUGAGGUUUCUGGAGAAGGCAGGGAGCACCCAGUUGAGUCAAAUUUGGAUUGGCCCUUCAGGGAUCUUGGCCUUCAUGCUGGAGGCAGCUGGCCGCAUGAGAGCCAAACAGCUGGAGCAUGAGGAGUCCAAGCUAAAGGAUCAUCUGAACUGGCUGAAAAAGCAGCAGUACGCGGACGAAGAAGUCCAUUCCAGGCUCCAGGAACUUCAACGACAUUUGGUGGUCAUUGAAGAGAAGAAGCAGUUCACAUUUCCUUGA
Messenger RNA from Durusdinium trenchii, 2400 nucleotides. The record is from the annotation of a GenBank genome assembly. Lineage: Eukaryota; Dinophyceae; Suessiales; Symbiodiniaceae.